AGCAAUUACUUCUUAGAAAGUCGGAUUUUUCCAGAAUGACCAUGUACAGGAGCAAACGCAGACAUCAGAGAUAUAUCAAUAUGGCAGGAGAACCCAAACCGUACAGACCAAAACCUGGAAACAAGAGGCCCCUUUCUGCACUGUAUAGACUUGAGUCAAAGGAGCCUUUCCUGUCUGUUGGUGGUUAUGUCUUUGACUAUGAUUACUACAGAGAAGAUUUCUACAAUCGGUUAUUCGACUACCACGGGCGUGUGCCUCCACCUCCGCGCACGGUGAUUCCGCUGAAGCGUCCCCGAGUGGCCGUCACUACGACGCGCAGGGGAAAAGGAGUCUUUUCCAUGAAAGGGGGGUCGAGAUCUACCGGCAGUGGGUCGUCUUCAUCAGGCUCUAAGUUGAAAUCAGAUGAGUUACAGACAAUCAAGAAAGAAUUAACCCAGAUCAAAACGAAAAUUGACUCCUUGCUAGGGCGCCUGGAGAAAAUUGAGAAGCAGCAGAAGGCGGAGGCAGAAGCUCAGAAGAAGCAAUUGGAAGAGAGUAUAGAGCUGAUCCAAGAUGAAUGUGUGUCAGAGAAUGCAGAUCACUCUACAGAGGAGCCUGCUGAAGGAGGGCCAGAUGCGGAUGGAGAAGAGAUGACUGAUGGGAUAGAGGAGGACUUCGAUGAAGAUGGGGGUCAUGAGCUGUUUCUACAGAUAAAGUGAUCUGAAGUAAUGAAUGAUGCCACAAAAGCAGAAAAGAGAAACUGUGACAACACCCAGAAAUGUGAAAGGAGGUUUCUUACUGGAUAGCAGCAUCUUUGGUUCAAUUUAUUAAAAAAAAAUACCCAAAUAAAUAAAAUGGACAGUAUUGUUCAAUUUUAGAAAUUCCAUUUCUUCUAUGUUCUAAGCUAUAUAAUUGUCAGGUUUUAUGGUUUAGAUUGUAAAUGUGUUUUCCCCUUUGUUAAUUAUGUUGUGUUUUUUUAAGUCUUAAAAGUCUUAAAAUGUGAAGGACAUUUAUGAACGGUAAGGGAGACACUGUAUACAAAUGUAUAUUUGUAAAAGCUAUUUUUAUGAUUAGCAUGUUUUACUGGUGAUCAUAUAUAAAGUCAGGUGAUAUUGCAAUUCUAUGUUUAAAGCUUAUUUCCAACAAUGUCAUGUAAGAAAAGAUACAUCGUAAGCUAGUUUUUAUAAUUUAUUUUUAAUUUAUAGUUUAAAGUACUUCAGAUCAUAAUGAUAAAAUACUUGAAAAUGUUAUAUUUCUGCCCUCCAUAAGCACCAUUUUUAUUAAUAAAGAAUGCAAAUAUUUCAGAUGUGAUUCCAUAGCUAAAGGACUCUGUUGCUUUGACCUGUGAUUAAAGUGAGCAUUCUCUACUCAACUGAAACAAUCCAAUUAUUACCCAAUACUUCAGUCUGGGUAGGAGAUCCCACAGACAGGUUUUAGUGCCAAUACAGGUGAAAACUAUAUUGGCAAGGAAAAGAUUGUCUUGUCUUUGGUUCCAAAAGUUUAAAUAGUGCGUAUAUCACUUCAUUUCAUCUCCUAUUACUAGGAACACUCCAUUCCCAAGCAUUGCAAGUGUUUUCCAGAUGCUCUUUGCUGUUGUCUUGUGCUGUGGAAAUGGAAGAAACCAUCUUCACAGACUGUAGGAGAACUCAGCAUAUAAUUUCUUAAUAAAUACUGUUUCUUUUAAAACAA
Messenger RNA from Callorhinus ursinus (northern fur seal), 1668 nucleotides. It is a transcript of the gene RALYL, whose product is annotated as RALY RNA binding protein like. Gene Ontology annotation, cellular component: nucleus. Gene Ontology annotation, molecular function: RNA binding. NCBI's taxonomy places the organism in Eukaryota, Metazoa, Chordata, Mammalia, Carnivora, Otariidae. The record is from RefSeq and is a predicted model, not a curated record.